GUUACCAGCCAAGUAGUUGAAUAUUCACAAUCAAACUAGUUAUAAUAUAUUUCAAGGACGCAGACUAUUCAGAGCCCAAAUUAUUCAUAAUGAAGCUUGCACAGACCCUCACCGUGUUACUCGUUGCUGCUAGCUCCCAACUGGCUCUAGCAGCUCCAGUUAACAAUACGGAGUCGACAGGCCUGGAGACACGAGGUCUAGAAGCCAGAAAAGCCAAUGGUGUUGGCAACAGCAAAGGAAACCCUCAGAAAGUCCAGAUCUCAGUCAAUGAUAAGGGUGCCCUAACGUUUGACGCCGACUGCUGGGCCAUGCUGUGCAAAGGGCAGACCAGAGUUCUGUAUGAUCUGUCUUUCAGCCAGAAAUAUUCUCCAAUACAUUGAGCAUGAUUAGGCUGCGGCAGCAUCCAACGGAUCAUAUGAUAUCAAACUAU
Messenger RNA from Aspergillus ruber CBS 135680, 430 nucleotides. RefSeq lists its product as uncharacterized. The transcript has a single exon. Lineage: Eukaryota; Fungi; Ascomycota; Eurotiomycetes; Eurotiales; Aspergillaceae. The coding region runs from base 90 to 380 and encodes 96 amino acids. The record is from RefSeq and is a predicted model, not a curated record.